CUUUUGGCUGUCGUCACUAAAUUUAGAGCGGACUAAACUGGACAUUCAGAAAGUUAGGUUAGUCUGACGGGCUAUUCAACGUUUUGUUAAUGACGUUCGAUGCGUCUUUGGGAUUACAUUACAAAAAGUGACGCUAUAUCGAGAGCGCCCUCAGUCGACUGGAAUUAUGAUGCGGAAGAGUUCAUCGCAAAAUGGCCACGGUUACUACGAUAAACGGUCUGCUAGGAAAGUUAACAUCGUCACCUGGUGAGAGGGUAGCAACACUAGAAGAACUGCGGACAGCGUUAGGUCUUCUUCACCCGAGGGACUUAGACGACGUUGUGCCAAACCUAUCAUUACAAAUCUUGUUUCAGUGUAUGCAGGAGAAAAACAGGGAUGAAGCUGAAUUGAGUAAAGAAAUUCUGAAGAGAUUGUUCGCAGCCUCCGAUCCGUGCUCUGUGAUAACGCAGUAUAAAGAUGAAAUAUACAGCGGUAUAAAGAGUGAAUCUGUUCAAAUGAAAGAACUCUGCCUCUUGCAGGUCUACCGAUGUGCGUCAACUGAGAAGGGUAGACAAGAGCUGUUGCAGUCAUCAUUAGACAUACUGUACUUGUGUGUGCAGUGUCUAGCAGACAAAGAAAUCAGUGUGGGUAAAGAAGCUGGCAGAGUACUGAAGUGUCUCGGAGAAUCACAAGCCGGAUUAGAAUUCCUCUUUCAAGGAAAUCUACUCGACAAAAUGAAGUCAUUGAUGAAAAUUGAUGAUGUCAUCAGAUACAGAGUAUACGAGGUGGCAGUAGAUAUAUUUCUGACUUCUCCGCAAGCCAUCGUGUACGGUAGCAACUCUGGAAUUAUCACUCAGUUGAUAUCAGAACUAGAAAGAGAUGAUAUACUUAUACAAAUGAACUGUAUUGAAAUGUUGUCUACCAUUGCCAGCUGCCAACAUGGCCUCCAGUAUCUGGACCAACAAGGCAUUGUGGGUAAAGUGGAAUCCAUCAUGGUGGCUGCAGAGAGUGAUCCAUUGGUUGGAUUCCUUAUGCCAGGAUUGAUAAAAUUCUUCGGCAGUAUAGCGAGAUACGAACCAAGUGAAGUGUUUGAGAAACAUCCAUUGUUUGUUCGUACCGUCUUUACUCUGCUAACAAGCUCUGAUCUCACGCAGAAGGGUGUUGCCAUAGAUACUGUGGGAAUUGUGGGAAGUACAGUUGCAGGGAAACUUGUACUCCAUAAACAAGGUAAAAACAUGAUAGAUUGUAUGAGAGUUAUGGGCUCACUUGUACAGCAGCCUCCAACUGAGAUGAGAAUCCGAACACUGGAAUCUAUUGCUGCUUUGCUACAUGUCAAGAAGGCAGAACAGACAGAAGACAUCCUCUCUCUGACCGAAAGAUGGUUUCUUGAAAUAUCCUCAAAACCUAUGGACACAAUGUUUGGACUUUGUAAUCAACCGUUUGGAGAAAUUCGUGGCGGCGCUUUUCUUGUUUUACAAAGUAUAGGAAACCAACCAUGGGGUCAGCGGCAGAUGAACGAUUACCCAGGAUUUACUGAGUACAUUCUGGAUCGUUCCACGGAAAGUGAAAAACUUGGCAAAGAAUUGAAAUUUGACAUUGUAAAAGUAUUAGUUGAAUCUCCUACGACGGCGGACAUAUUUGGACGGCCAUAUUUGCUGCGACUGAAGGAGUAUUUACGAGAAGGGCCGUUUUAUGUUAAGGUCCAAUCAGAGGUAGCUAUGGAAGGUGACGGCUGAAUCAAAUUGACGAUAAUCAAGAAUUUAAUAAAUACAUAUAAAAUCA
Molecule: messenger RNA, 1761 nt
Organism: Saccoglossus kowalevskii
Lineage: Eukaryota; Metazoa; Hemichordata; Enteropneusta; Harrimaniidae
Product: 26S proteasome non-ATPase regulatory subunit 5-like
Biological process (GO): proteasome assembly
Cellular component (GO): cytosol
Source: RefSeq, a predicted model, not a curated record